UGACGCAGAUUCCUAAGCCCAACCCCCCAAUGGCCUCAGAAGUGCAUAAAUACGUGAAUCACGCCUUACAUUUUACACUGCAUUGAAUUCAGAGCCACACACCAGUGAAGAAUCAGCAGCUGAACCGCCAAGAUGAGCGAUGUCGAGUUGAAAAACAUAUCCUUCAAGCCAGGAAUGGAACUGAAGGUCACAGGAAUCCCCAAACCCGAUGUUGGUCGUUUCAUGAUCAAAGUGGGUCACUCCAGAGAAAACAUUGCACUGCACUUUGAACCACGCUUCAACCAUUCUGGUGAACAACACGUCAUCGUUCUGAACUCCAGGAAGGAUGAGCACUGGCAUGAAGAAGUGCGAGACUACCACUUCCCUUUCCGGCAGGGGCAGGAGUUUGAGGUGACUAUUAUCUUCGCCGAUGACAAAUUUUACAUUAAUCAACAUAAUGGCCAUGUGGUGCAGUUCCCCAACCGUCUGGGUGACAAACAAUAUGAUUACAUUUUGAUUGAACAAGCCACAGUCAGUGGCAUAGAUAUCAAAUAAUCAGGAGGUGCUAGCCAGCCCCUUUCUGGCUCCCGAUUGGCUGAUCUGCUUCUGUUUCCUGCUUCCUUCCUACAGCUGUGCUAUGACUGCACUUUGUCCCUCCCAGACAUCAGUGCCUUUAAUCUUGUGCUUCUCUGCAACAUUUAACUGACCCCCUCUGGCGUCUGUCCAAACUCACUGAGCAUGAGAAUCAUUCCAGCUUCAAUAAUAAAUCUCUGACAUGAGCAAAUCUA
Molecule: messenger RNA, 767 nt
Organism: Anguilla anguilla (European eel)
Lineage: Eukaryota; Metazoa; Chordata; Actinopteri; Anguilliformes; Anguillidae
Product: galactose-binding lectin l-1-like
Exons: 4
Coding region: 133-534 (133 amino acids)
Molecular function (GO): laminin binding; galactoside binding; carbohydrate binding
Source: RefSeq, a predicted model, not a curated record